AUGCGAGGAUUCGGCGCGGCGUCCGCGACUGCGGUUGCCAUUGCAGCCACUUCGCUGUUCAUGAGCACUGCAUCUGCCGCCGUUGACCCCAUUGUCAUCAAGGGCUCCAAGUUCUUCUACAAAACAAACGGCACACAAUUCUAUAUCAAGGGCGUUGCGUACCAGCAGGACUACAACGGCAAUGGCACAUCAGGCUCGACCACGGCCUCGGGCACUACCAGCAACAGCUACACCGACCCUUUGGCAGACUUCUCCAGCUGCUCGCGAGAUAUUCCAUAUCUUCAACAGCUCAAUACCAACACCAUCCGUGUGUACGCCAUUGAUCCUACAAAGGACCACUCACAAUGCAUGAACGCGUUGGCCAACGCUGGCAUCUAUGUUAUCUCCGACUUGUCCUCUCCCGCCGAGUCAAUUGACCGCAACGACCCAGCAUGGAACGAUCAGCUCUACGCCCGCUACACUGCUGUCGUCGACAACCUCGCCAACUUCACCAACACCCUCGGCUUCUUUGCUGGCAACGAAGUCUCCAACGCACCAAACAACACCGAUGCUAGCGCGUUCGUUAAGGCUGCCGUCCGUGACACCAAGGCAUACAUCAAGAGCAAGGGCUACCGCACGAUUGGUGUCGGCUACGCGACCAACGACGAUGCUGACAUUCGUGUUGACAUGGCCGACUACUUCAACUGUGGUGACACCGCUGAUGCCAUUGAUUUCUGGGGUUACAACAUCUACUCGUGGUGUGGUGAUUCUUCUUACACCACCUCUGGCUACGAUGUCCGCACCAAGGAGUUCUCCACCUACUCCGUCCCUGCAUUCUUUGCCGAGUACGGUUGCAACAAAGUUGAGCCCCGUACCUUCACCGAUGUCUCCACUCUCUACGGGCCUGAGAUGAACGGUGUCUGGUCUGGUGGUAUUGUGUACAUGUACUUCCAGGAGGCCAACGAUUACGGCCUCGUAUCUGUAAGCGGCAACACCGUUACCACCAACCAGGACUUCGACAACUUGAAGCAGCAGCUUAGCAACGUGACUGUCUCUGGAGUCGCAAUGGCCAGCUACAGCCCGACCAACUCUGCAGCAGCAUGCCCAUCUCAGGAUGCUAAAUGGGCUGCGGCUGCCACGCCCCUCCCACCAAGCCCGAACCAGCAGCUCUGCAGCUGCAUGUACAACUCGCUCGGCUGUGUCGUUGCGUCCGGUGCAAGCGCUGAUGCCUACGGCACCCUCUUCGGCCAGGUCUGCGGCUACGGCGGCAGCAUCUGUGCUGGUAUCUCCCACAAUGCCUCCACUGGCACCUACGGCGCGUACGGCAUGUGCAACAGCACCGAGCAGCUCGCGUACGCCUUCAACCAGUACUACGUUGGCCAGUCUGCCGUUGCAUCUGCCUGCAGCUUCGGCGGCUCUGCUACUACCAAGCCAACUUCCAGCGCUGCCGGUGCUUGCCAGACUCUUCUCAACCAGGCCGGUACCGCCGGUACUGGUACCGUGACCAGCCAGCCUUCCGGCACUGGUGCGGCUGGCGGUAGCUCUGGUUCCAGCGGCAGCGGCUCUGCAUCGAGCAGCAAGGCCGCCGCUGGCAUGAUCGGCGUCCCAUCCAUGGAGACCGGUCUCUUGCCAAUGGCUUUCAUCGUCACGAUGGCCGCUGUUUCUGGCAUGGGCAUGAUCUUCUUGUAA
Recurvomyces mirabilis is the source of this 1668-nucleotide messenger RNA. RefSeq lists its product as uncharacterized. Gene Ontology annotation, molecular function: 1,3-beta-glucanosyltransferase activity. Gene Ontology annotation, biological process: fungal-type cell wall (1->3)-beta-D-glucan biosynthetic process; fungal-type cell wall organization. The transcript has 3 exons. The record is from RefSeq and is a predicted model, not a curated record. NCBI's taxonomy places the organism in Eukaryota, Fungi, Ascomycota, Dothideomycetes, Mycosphaerellales, Teratosphaeriaceae. Gene Ontology annotation, cellular component: plasma membrane. Bases 1 to 1668 code for a protein of 555 amino acids.